AUGAAGAGGAGGAAGAUACCGAUAAAUACAAUCGCACGAUUCGUCGUUCCGUCUCCGGCCUUCCUCCACGAUCCUCCGACGCCAAAGCCGACUCUCUUGUUUGCCAUUGCGAGCGAUGAUGUCAAUGAAGUGCGACAGGUGCUCGAGAGUGGCGAAGCUGGACCAAACGACCAAGUUGGUCCUCAGUCCGCCCUGGCCUUUACUUUGACAAACGACAAGCUGUCGCACAAGAAUGAAAUUGUCAAGGCCUUGUUAGCCUAUGGCGCAGAUCCAUCGGCGUUGCGGAAUCCAAAAUUGAAUCCAUCUGCACAAGCGUCACCGGAGGAAAGUGAGGGUGGUUCAGGCUCACAUUCACAGCCUGGAGAGACGAUGCCAGAAGGAAUGGAUCCUGCUACGAGAUACUACGUUACCAGAGCCGAUUCAACACAUACUCGACAAACAUCUCAGCUUAUAUAUCGCUCAUUCUUCCGGCCCCUCACAAGAGUUCGAUAUGAUCUCAUCGGUCAAGACUGGGUGUUAGAACAACUCUUUAGGGUGUUGAGUAUGCACUCUCAACGGUUGUCAGUGGCUCCCAUCGUGGUUCUGCUUUGCGGUCCGAGCGGUCAUGGGAAAAGCUUACUGGCCCGCAAAUUUGGAAGUCUCUUGGAUAUUCCUACCCAUACCGUUAACAUGACCACCUUGCGUUCCACGCACGAUCUAUGGCAAUCAUACUCUAUGAGUCCGUAUGAGGAACCUUCCUCAGAUACUUUGGCCCAAUUUCUGCUUAACAACGAAGGCGAGCGAUGCGUAGUCGUGCUAGACGAGAUCGAAAAGGUAGAAGAUCCAAAGGCGUUAUAUUCUCUUCUCAUGCCUUGGGAGCUUGGCCGAUGUUCCCUUGAAGUAGGAAAGCGACAUGUUGAUCUCACGAAAGUGAUUUGGCUUGGAACGUCCAAUAUAGGCCAUAACCUUGUAUUUGAGCACUGUGAUUCCCGACCAGAUCCAAGCAAACCCAUCACUCGAGAAGAGUACCGAGAUCUCAUGGAUCUUUCGAGACCUCCUGUUUCGGAAUGCCUCGGAGCUUCACUUUUGUCUCGCGUUACCACCGUGUUGCCUUUUAUUCCGUUCACCUUGGAAGAAAAAAUGGCAAUCGCCGCUGAAGCGGUGUACUCUCUCACUGGCAACGCUGAGAAGACCCUGACUCCUCAAGAUGUGGAGGCAAUUGUGAUGAAAGCGCUGCCAAGUUAUGUUCCAUCGGAGGGUGCUCGCUCGUUACACAGAGCUGUGUCGAAUCAAUUGGUGGAUAUGAUCUAG
Suillus plorans is the source of this 1290-nucleotide messenger RNA. RefSeq names its product P-loop containing nucleoside triphosphate hydrolase protein. NCBI's taxonomy places the organism in Eukaryota, Fungi, Basidiomycota, Agaricomycetes, Boletales, Suillaceae. Gene Ontology annotation, molecular function: ATP binding; ATP hydrolysis activity. Gene Ontology annotation, biological process: cellular response to heat. The transcript is spliced from 9 exons. Gene Ontology annotation, cellular component: cytoplasm. The coding region runs from base 1 to 1290 and encodes 429 amino acids. The record is from RefSeq and is a predicted model, not a curated record.